AUGGAAAAUGAAUUAGAGAACUUUAUAUGGUCUAUGAGCCCAAAUUUGAAACGCGGAACAGCUCAUGUGCUUUAUUAUGGGAAUGUGCAUUGGAUUAGUUCAACAAAUUGCACUCAGGAAAGAAUAUUUGUUGUCAGCACAAAUGGAAUUUUCCUAGGUCGCAGAAAAGCACUUGGAAUGUCCGAAGUAACAACUCAGAUGUCAUACUUCGAUAUGAUUUCAAUCAGUAUCGGAGGAACAAGCUGUAAUAUUAGUAGCCAAACAGAACAAAUUAGAAUUCGAGCAGAUAAUAUAGAACAAAUCGCACUUUUAAUAUACUUUGUUCGUCAAGCACAAUUUUCUCCAAGCUUAUUACCAAUUUCUUUUAAUUUCCAAAAUUCAGGCAGCUAUAACAUGAAAACCACUGCCAAAUCAUAUAAAUCUCGCCACGUUUUCGCAGAUAGGAUCGGAUCAUGCGCUUUGCACUAUGGAAUCGAGCUAUUUCCCGAAGAAAUGUCUGUUUUUUAUACAAAUGAUUCUUUACCUUACCACAACUUCGAAAUCAAUAAUGCAAUUAGCAACUUUAUGCUCAUCAAGCCUUUGGCAUUAGCAUUGACUUUCGAACAAGAUUUACACAAAUUUAUUUUAUAUAAAUGCAAUGUCGCAAAAAUAUUUCAGAUUUGCUACUCCAUAUUCGCAUGUAACCAAUUCCUAGAGCGGAUAAUCUUUAAUGAUUGCGAUUUUACGAACGCUGCUCAAACCGUGAAUUCUCUCUUUGAUAAGGCCACUUUCUUACCAGUUACAUGGUGUUUUAAGAAUUGCGAUUGUUCUUCUCCAGCUUUUAUCUCUUUCUUUGAAAAUUUAACCGAUCAUUCAAAAAGAGUCAAAGGAUUGGAAUUUGUCAACACAACUCUCACUUCUCAGAGCCUUAUGACCAUUAUCCAGACAAUUUUGUUUAAUAAUUGCUUCCAUAAUUUAGAAUGUCUCGAAAUUUCCAAAUUGACAGGUAUUCCUGACAUUCAUCUUAUGAUUAAUAGUAUUGCCAACUCAUCAUGGGCUCUCACAUCCAAAUGCAUCAAAAGAAUCGAAGUUUCAAAGUCAAAUACGGAUAUUUCUCAAUUAUUCAUGAAUAUUGUUUCAUUUGACAUCGGAUUAACUGAAAUAUGCCUCUCAGGAAACAAAUUCAUGCAACCAUUAGGCUUUGAAAGGAUUCCUUCAAAAAUUGGAUUUUUAGAUCUUUCUGAUUGCACUUUUACGCUUGAUUCUAUCACAUCCAUAUUCAAUGCGAUCUCCAAUGGCAAGAUAUGUGUCUCCGGAAUUGAUCUUUCCAGGAUUCACAUGGAUCCAAACGAUUUUUCGAAAUUAUUAGAACUUUUAGCAGCAGAAAGGAACGGAUACAAGUCCCUUGAGCGUAUUUUCUUCGAUAACAACGUAAUGAACCCUAAAGAUUCUCAACUUUUCGCUACAUUUCUCAGAUUCAACACACAACUUCGUUCCCUUUCGAUUUCACAGUCAAUAAACAUAUACGAAUCAUCCCAAGGCUUCAGAGCUUUCUCUUUUGCCAUUUGUCAGCUGAAAAAUUUGGAAUCUCUUUACAUCAGAGGUUGUAGUGACUUUUCUUAUUGUUAUGGACAGUUGUUGAUACCUGUUCUUAGAUAUCUAGCAUCAAAGAAGCGUAUAAAAGUGCUGGAUAUCACAGACCAAAGAAUAGGUGACGUAGGAAUUGACGCAUUGAUGAUUUUCCUACAAAAAGGACAACCGCUAAUUCAUCUCAAAUUUGACGGUUGUCAUUCAAGCAGUUUUGACAAAUUGUCAAAUUUCUGUCAUCUUGCCAUCUCAUCACAUCUUAUUUUUGCAUCAUGGCCGGAAGAAGAAUUCAUGCGACACAUCAAUCAAAUACCGAAAUACGACACUGACAGAGGAACAUUAGUUGCAGAGAAAGAGAUGCUCAAAUCUACUUAUGUUGAGAGAUUUGGAUAUCUCUGCAUAGAGAAUCAGAAUUCUUUGCCAAUAUUGAAGAAAGAGAAGAUCAAAGAGUUUGAAGAUAUACAACAGAUUGUUACUGUCAAUGAGAAGAAAGAAAAUGAUGAGAAAGACAUGAAGAAAUACAGUGAAAAGUUCAAAGAAUUAAAUUUGAAUGUUAGAGAUAAUCAAAUUUCAACAUUAAUGACUGAAUGUCUUGGACAGUCUUUCAAUGACCCAGUUUUAUCAUUGUUAGCUUCAAUAGAUAGAACAUUUUCUCUUGAUAAUAUUCAAGAUUAA
Trichomonas vaginalis G3 is the source of this 2241-nucleotide messenger RNA. Its product is annotated as leucine-rich repeat, isoform f-related family. The record is from RefSeq and is a predicted model, not a curated record. The coding region runs from base 1 to 2241 and encodes 746 amino acids. Lineage: Eukaryota; Parabasalia; Trichomonadida; Trichomonadidae. Gene Ontology annotation, biological process: regulation of Arp2/3 complex-mediated actin nucleation; cell migration. Gene Ontology annotation, cellular component: plasma membrane; lamellipodium. The transcript has a single exon.